This is a messenger RNA of Protopolystoma xenopodis, 225 nucleotides long. Lineage: Eukaryota; Metazoa; Platyhelminthes; Monogenea; Polystomatidea; Polystomatidae. The record is from the annotation of a GenBank genome assembly.
AUGCUGCCAUCGUGUAAUCUGUCGAAAAAGAUAGGCGAAUUAAUGAGGAGGUGGGACAUCAGGGCCAUUUAUAGAGAGGAUAACAUUAUCCUCGGUAUUGCUUUCUUUUCGAGAAUACUCCGACCCGCUCUCCAGAUCGGGAUAGACAUGGCUCGCACAGGACACCAGAUGGAUUGUUCUAGUGCCAAACACUUUGCUCGAUAUGGAGACCAUACCAACCAGUAA